AUGGGUCCCUUGAGUCUAAACAGCCUCUUUUCGAGGCUGCGCGUAUCGCCAGUUCCCCAGGCGAUUGUUUCCUCGCCCGCCGCGACAGCAACCUCUCUGCUCAACAACAGCAGCAGGACGACAGCCGCCGCCGCCGCCGUGCGCCCCUUCACAUCAACACCAUGCGCCGCCGCAAAGGCAGCCAGCGGCAAGGGUGCCAAAGGCAGCAGCAAACCGGCCAAGAGGAAGAAGAAGGACAAGGGCGCGGCCCCGGACCCGCGGAUACGCAACCUCAAGCUCAGCAUGCCGCGCAAGGUGCCCGCGCCGCUGCGUUUCGCCCGUAACAGACACUUGCGGCACUGGACCAUUCACCGCGCGUGGUUGCUGUGGCAGAGAAAGGAGAGGGAGAGAGAGGAGAAGGAAUUGAUGAGAAUGUACCAGUCCAUGGCCUCAACGGCCGAGGAGCUCAGACACACGUCUGGACCUGGAACGAAGGAUGAGGGAUACCUGUACCGCGUGGCAAUGGAGAAGAAGGGACUGUUUGGACACAAGGCGAUCCCGAUCGAGUACGCCAGGCCACAGACUGAGACGCCGGCUAGAGUUGCUUGGAACCACGAAUGGACGCGCUGA
Molecule: messenger RNA, 609 nt
Organism: Pestalotiopsis fici W106-1
Lineage: Eukaryota; Fungi; Ascomycota; Sordariomycetes; Amphisphaeriales; Sporocadaceae
Exons: 2
Coding region: 1-609 (202 amino acids)
Biological process (GO): mitochondrial translation
Molecular function (GO): structural constituent of ribosome
Source: RefSeq, a predicted model, not a curated record